CGAAGUUGCUAUGCUCCACAACAACCAAAACGUGCUCUAACGCUCGACGGGUGCCAGUUAGGCCGGUGGUCAUCCUCGAUCCCUGCAAUCACGCAUCCUUCGACGGCUUCUCAACCGACAUUCUGGAAUCAAACGCGUGAAAGUAUUAACUCGCAGCUAUGCCAUUCGGCCAAAACUGAUCGGAAACACUGUUGGGUACUGCAUCAGAUGCUCGGCAGUGGCCAAGCUUCUAAUCAAGACCGCCCUCCGAUGCUGGCAUACGCCCGAACUCGAAUUCACUCGAUUAUGUCAACCUGUACUGAGGAAUCUAUUUUUGAUAUUUGUCAAUGACUUCGAAAUGGUCGAAGAUUGUUAA
Haemonchus placei is the source of this 355-nucleotide messenger RNA. The record is from the annotation of a GenBank genome assembly. Lineage: Eukaryota; Metazoa; Nematoda; Chromadorea; Rhabditida; Trichostrongylidae.